Molecule: messenger RNA, 3067 nt
Organism: Pantherophis guttatus
Lineage: Eukaryota; Metazoa; Chordata; Lepidosauria; Squamata; Colubridae
Gene: YTHDF3
Product: YTH N6-methyladenosine RNA binding protein F3
Biological process (GO): mRNA destabilization
Cellular component (GO): cytoplasm
Molecular function (GO): mRNA binding; N6-methyladenosine-containing RNA reader activity
Source: RefSeq, a predicted model, not a curated record
CAGCGGCGGAGGGGAGAGUAGAGGAGGCGGAAACAGCGACCACGACGACCUGAGGGAGAGAAGGAGGAGGCCCAAGCGGAGCGGGGUGAGGGGGAUUGCGGCUCCCCGUGAAGAAUGUCAGCCACCAGCGUCGACCAGAGACCUAAAGGACAGGGAAAUAAAGUUUCAGUGCAAAACGGUUCGAUUCAUCAAAAGGAUGCAGUAAAUGAUGAUGAUUUUGAGCCAUAUCUGAGUAGCCAGACAAAUCAGAGUAAUAGCUAUCCACCAAUGUCAGACCCAUACAUGCCUAGUUAUUAUGCUCCCUCCAUUGGUUUUCCAUACUCUUUGGGUGAAGCAGCAUGGUCCACAGCUGGAGAUCCUCCAAUGCCAUACUUGACAACUUAUGGACAGAUGAGUAAUGGUGAACACCACUAUAUCCCCGAUGGUGUAUUCAGUCAACCUGGGGCUUUAGGGAAUACUCCUCCGUUUCUUGGUCAGCAUGGAUUUAAUUUUUUUCCUGGCAAUGCAGAUUUCUCUACAUGGGGGACAAGUGGAUCUCAGGGGCAAUCAACCCAAAGCUCUGCUUAUAGCAGCAGCUAUGGCUACCCACCCAGCUCUCUUGGUAGAGCUAUAGCCGAUGGACAGGCUGGAUUUGGCAAUGAUACUUUGAGCAAGGUACCUGGAAUUAGCAGCAUCGAGCAAGGUAUGACUGGAUUGAAAAUUGGUGGUGAAAUGACAGUUGCUGUAACAAAAACAGUUGGAUCAGCUCUAACCAGUACAGGUAUGACGAGCAUUGCAGCAAAUAAUGUGCCUGCAGUUAGCAGUUCAGCACCUAAACCAACCUCAUGGGCUGCCAUUGCAAGAAAGCCUGCUAAGCCUCAGCCAAAACUUAAACCUAAAGGUAAUGUGGGAAUUGGGGGCCCUGCAGUACCGCCACCACCUAUAAAACACAACAUGAAUAUUGGCACUUGGGAUGACAAAGGGUCGGUGGUAAAAGCUCCUCCAAUCCAACCAGUACUGCCUCCUCAGACUAUAAUUCAACAGCCUCAGCCUUUAAUUCAGCCACCACCUAUGGUGCAAAGCCAGCUGCCGCAGCAACAGCAACAGCAGCCGCUACCACAGUCACAACAGCCUCAAGGACCUCAGCAACAGGCUCAGCCUCAUCAGCUGCAGCAGCAGCAACAGCUGCAAAAUCGCUGGGUGGCUCCUCGCAAUAGAGGUGUAGGCUUCAAUCAGAGCAAUGGAGCUGGCAAUGAAAACUAUGGUAUAGGUGUUAUACCAGUUAGCUCUUCACCAUCUGGUGUAGAAGUACACCCAGUUUUGGAGAAAUUAAAGGCCAUAAACAACUAUAAUCCCAAAGACUUUGACUGGAACCUGAAGAAUGGUCGCGUGUUUAUAAUCAAAAGCUAUUCAGAGGAUGAUAUACAUCGUUCCAUUAAAUAUUCUAUCUGGUGUAGUACUGAACAUGGUAAUAAGCGCUUGGAUGCUGCAUAUCGUUCAUUGAAUGGAAAAGGCCCACUCUAUUUACUUUUCAGUGUGAAUGGCAGUGGACACUUCUGUGGAGUGGCUGAGAUGAAGUCGGUAGUGGACUACAAUGCGUAUGCUGGAGUCUGGUCUCAGGAUAAAUGGAAGGGGAAGUUUGAUGUUAAAUGGAUCUUUGUUAAAGACGUUCCGAACAACCAGCUGCGGCACAUUCGCUUGGAAAAUAAUGACAACAAACCAGUUACCAAUUCAAGGGACACUCAAGAAGUACCCCUAGAAAAAGCCAAGCAAGUGCUUAAAAUAAUUGCUACUUUCAAGCAUACCACCUCAAUCUUUGAUGACUUUGCACAUUAUGAAAAGCGUCAAGAGGAGGAGGAAGCCAUGCGUAGGAUGAUCCCUGCAUUUCCAGAUUUUGGGAAGCUACAGGGGAAGGAGGUUGUUUUGCCUUCCAACUAUGAGGAGAGGAAUAGAAACAAACAAUAACUAUAUGGAGAUGAUCCUGCUAGAAUUACAACACUAAUGAUGUAGACUCUGGAAAUGCCUAAUAUGUCUAAGAAGACGUUAUUAAAGCUUUGUUCCUGCUUAAGGUGACAUCUUUGAACACUUUAACACAAAUGACUCUUCUUGUAAUGGUUCUCAUCAGUGCAUCUGCCCUUAUACUCUCUCACCAAACACACUUGAGAACUGUAACUUCGUCAAGCACUUUCUGUCCUGAAGCUUUUACCAGUAUCUGCUGUCUUUUGUAAUUAUGCAUCCUAGCUAAGGCACAGGAGAUGGAACGAAUGCAAGGAUUCAUUAACUCUUUGAAUUUGUUAAAUACUAACAAUUAACCAUCAUAAGUGGUUCAAUGAUGUGAGAUUCACAUUGCUUCAAUUUAUUUUUCUUUGAUGUAGUUUUUUAAUUGUCAGUUUUUUUAGCUAUUCAAGCAGAAUUUAAAGCAAAAUCAUGCCAUAUUUAGUCCUGGAGUAAAAUUCAAGUCUAAAUGUUCAUGUGAAAAUUAUUGUAGUAAACUUUUAAUAUGGCAAAGCAACUUUGAGCUACAGUUUAGCCAAAUGAAUUAUAACAUGAAAUUAUAUUAGAAUGUCAUUUCCCUUGUUUCAAACUGUUUGGUGUAGAGAAUAUUAAUAUAUGCAGCUUGGUGGGCCACACCAGUUAAUGCACAUUUCUUUUUCCCCCCCUGUAACAUGUAUACCAGAAGAAGUGUGUUUGUCUGAGGAACUGUUUGUUUGCUACACUCAAUCUCAAUUUUGAGUACAUGUACCUCAGUCUAAAUCAGACUUUUUAUGACCUUUAUAACAACACUUAAAAUCUUUAAUUCCUAUUUCUGGGUGUUUGCAAGCCUGAAAAGAUUGCUAUCAUGGAAGUGAAAAUUUAUUCCUCGAAGUGAUUCACUAGCUAAAUAAACAUUAUUCUUGUUUUAGCAAGCAUAUAUUCAGUUUCUCAGAUUUUGUUUGUUCCCAAUUCUGAAUAUAAUAGUCUGCUAUUUUUUCAGUUCAAAAUACUUUGGGAAAUAAAACGUUUAUUCAUGGUUUCAGUUUGUAUGCUCUCAUGGCUGUGUUUACAUGUUACUUAUUAGUACUAUAUAAUAAAAGCCUAGGAAUCAUAA